ACCGCUUCAUCAAUACAAGCUUUAUUAUAAGUUUUUUCCUCAUACGUAUAACACCUUUCAUUAAUCAAAUAAGUAAUCAUUCAAAAGAUGAAAGGAAAAGCUUUGAUUUUGAGUUUGCUCAUAAUGAGUCUGGUCAUGGCACAAAUCCAAGUAGAAGCAAGUAUCUGUUGCCCGUCCGUACAAGCUAGAAAUACCUUUGCUAUGUGUUAUAAUUCUGGUCUGUAUCGCAUGUCAAUUUGUAUUGCAAUGAGUGGAUGCCAAAAAUCGAACACAUGCCCGAACGGCAUUCUCGAAAACUCAGGUGAUGCUAUUAAUGAGUACUGUAAGUUAGGGUGUGAAACUUCUGUUUGUGGAGCCAUGAACACUCUCAAAAAUUCUGAUGCAAGUGAGAUUGUGAAAGGAGCGCUUGAACAAUGUGCUAAAGCAUGUUCUACUUUCUGCACCAAGAGCUCUAAAGCCACACUUGUAACUGCCUAGACUGUUCUAAUUGUCGUGUAUGUGACAAAAAUAAUGCUAGACUCUUUGAAUAAUCUGUACUUCUGGUAUGUGUGUCGUAGAAGGCUGUCGAUCUCUAGAUUGUACAUGCCAUCUACUUCCCUAUCAUCUUAAUAAAGAAUAACAUGUCUUUUAUUAA
Messenger RNA from Camelina sativa (false flax), 634 nucleotides. Its product is annotated as thionin-2.1-like. Gene Ontology annotation, biological process: defense response. NCBI's taxonomy places the organism in Eukaryota, Viridiplantae, Streptophyta, Magnoliopsida, Brassicales, Brassicaceae. The record is from RefSeq and is a predicted model, not a curated record.